GUCUACACUAAUGUGAGCGGAAGUAAAAGCAGACCCUCUUUUCCGGCGGCCAUAGUGGAAUCAUCGGCAGGACAAAAUGAAGCUGAAUCCAUAUGUGACGUCUUCUCGUCGCAAGAACCGCAAAAGACACUUCAAUGCCCCGUCUCAUAUCCGUAGGAAGAUCAUGUCCUCUCCUCUGUCCAAGGAGCUGCGGCAGAAGUACAACGUGAGGUCCAUGCCUAUCCGUAAGGAUGACGAAGUCCAGGUUGUACGCGGUCACUACAAAGGCCAACAAAUCGGCAAGGUUGUCCAGGUGUACAGGAAGAAGUAUGUCAUCUACAUUGAACGCGUGCAGCGUGAGAAGGCCAACGGAACAACUGUUCAUGUUGGAAUCCAUCCAAGCAAAGUUGUGAUUACUCGGCUAAAGCUCGACAAGGAUCGCAAGAAGAUUCUGGAGCGCAAAGCCAAAUCACGACAGGAUGGCAAGGAGAAAGGCAAAUACAAGGAGGAGACCAUUGAGAAAAUGCAAGAGUAAAUAAGCAUCUUUUGCUAAUGACAAUAAAGCCAAAAAAUCCAAAA
Molecule: messenger RNA, 558 nt
Organism: Scleropages formosus (Asian bonytongue)
Lineage: Eukaryota; Metazoa; Chordata; Actinopteri; Osteoglossiformes; Osteoglossidae
Gene: rpl26
Product: ribosomal protein L26
Exons: 4
Coding region: 77-514 (145 amino acids)
Biological process (GO): translation
Cellular component (GO): large ribosomal subunit; ribosome
Molecular function (GO): structural constituent of ribosome; RNA binding
Source: RefSeq, a predicted model, not a curated record